UUCAACAGCUGAUAGCGUUAGGUCGAAUUAGGCACGACUUGUUGUGUUGUAUGCUAAAAAUAUUAAAAUGUAGUAAACAAUUGUAAACUUAUCAAGAGCGUUAGUCUCAACCACGGUUUGUGCUGUGCUAUACGUACUUUAAGUUUGAAGUGAGUUUGUUUACUAGUGGGUAAUAUUCAUAACCUAAAAUUGUAAACAAAUAAAUAAAAAUAAUAGCAAUAAGGAAUCAAAAUGGGGGUCGAGGGGGUGAUGGUCUCCUACAACUACUCAGAAGACGGUGAACUUGCGAACAUCCUCACUGUAUCAGCUUCAGGCAUUAAGUUCUCCAAGCGAUGGGUCCUCACGCAUGGGUCCAUAUUAUCGCCAUUAAAACAAGCGAAUGUUAUAAAGUAUGCUCGAGGCAAACCUAUCCUUAAUGAGGAGUUCUAUGACAACCUUCCAGAAAUAUACGUUACGUGUGAAAAGACAAAAUCCAAGUUUCCAAAUGUAUAUGAAAAGGUUGAGAAAAUCAGCAGGGAAAGGAGUUUAGACAACGAGGUUGACUUUGAACACAGUAGCUACCAAGUCAGAGUACUGACUGGAAGAAUAUGUCACGUCUGGCAAUGCCCAGUUUUAGACAGAUGUGUGGACGACAUCUUAUACAGUUGGACCAUCGGUCACAGGGAUGGCGACGUGGAGAAACAAACUCAGCUCGGGAAGGCUUUGCUGUCUGUGUUUGUCCUUGUGGACUUGGAGAGUGAUAACCGAAGUCUUAAAACCCUCAGGCCGCUGUCAGAACUUCUCGACAUGGUCGAAGCGCCACCAGACCGUGGAACCAGCAUUCAAGUUCAUUCAACACCAUUUGGUUGUGAGGUAUUCCUAAACGCAGUGACCCGCGGAUCAGUGUGUGGGGUGGUCGGCAAACGGCCGUCUCUCCUCCUAACAGACGCUGCUACAGCCCUUGGCUCUGAAGGGGGCCCCGUGUUCACUGAAGGCCCAACCGCUCGACUCGUGGGCGCGGUGGUGUGCAGCGUGUCGUGGUGGCGCGGCGAGUGGGUGGGGCUGACGCUGGCGGCGCCGCUGCGCGCCGUGCUGGCCGCCAAGCUGCGCGUGCCGCCGCCGUCGCCGCCGCGCGCGCCGCCUGACCCCCACUACGUCGGGAUACUCGACGCCAUAGACCGCAGCACGUUGUUGGUGCGCUGCGGCAGUGCGUGGGGCGCCGGCGUGUACCUCGGCCGAGGACACGUGCUCACCUGCGCGCACGUCGUCAAACACCAUGCAUCGUAUAAAGUUUCUCUCUACUGUCAAAAAGUGAAAGAAACCGCAAUAGUACGAUAUAAGACGAAAGACGACAAGGCGUACGACCUGGCGUUACUUUUCACAAACCCCGAUUACUGGACACAUCUGACGCCUGCAGUUUUUGCCGAGAAACCAGCCCAAAAAGGUGAAUCAGUAUUAGCAGCAGGCUAUCCGUACUUCAACGAGAACAAUCUAGAAGACUUGAAGCCGACGGUCACGAGUGGUCACAUCAACAACGUGUCACCAUCGAUGAUACAAACUUCGUGCUGCGUACAAUCAGGAUUUAGUGGAGGACCUAUAUUCCGCAUAACGAAGGAGCUGAAGGUGGAGGUGCUGGCGACCAUCGUCAGCAACGCGAAGACGGAGACGGGCGCCAGCUACCCUUAUAUAAACAUGGCCGUGCCCACGCAGGCCUUUAUUCGGCUCGUGCAACACUUCAUACUGGACAGGGAUGAGAAAAAGCUGUCCGCGAUCGAAAACAAUAAAGAAAUGAUCCAAUCACAGUGGAGACUACUUCCUUAUCGGUCGAAAAUAUAAAUAAUAGUGAAUUUAUAUAUUUUAAUUAUUUAAUUUACAUUUGUGCAGGACUCAGUGUUGCUAUAGCAUAUAAUAAAUAUCAUAUAAGUCGUGUUGUGGCUAAGAAACGGGUGAAAAAUAUUAAUAUACGAUUCCCUCAAGUGACAAACUUUACUUAGCUUCAAUAUUGUUUAUGAGACAACAGAAAAAUGUUCAUCCAGCAUCUUAAUUUCAAAGAUAUUUUAAUUACUAACAUUAAUAAGAAACUUGAGCAAAUCAAAUUGAGAAAUGCUUCCCAGUUCUCUAACCAUUAAAAUUGCUGGUCAAGGA
This is a messenger RNA of Vanessa atalanta (red admiral), 2124 nucleotides long. RefSeq names its product peroxisomal leader peptide-processing protease. The transcript is spliced from 11 exons. NCBI's taxonomy places the organism in Eukaryota, Metazoa, Arthropoda, Insecta, Lepidoptera, Nymphalidae. Gene Ontology annotation, molecular function: serine-type endopeptidase activity. The record is from RefSeq and is a predicted model, not a curated record. Gene Ontology annotation, cellular component: peroxisome. Gene Ontology annotation, biological process: protein processing; regulation of fatty acid beta-oxidation. The coding region runs from base 232 to 1815 and encodes 527 amino acids.